Messenger RNA from Porites lobata, 1578 nucleotides. The record is from the annotation of a GenBank genome assembly. Lineage: Eukaryota; Metazoa; Cnidaria; Anthozoa; Scleractinia; Poritidae.
AUGUUUGAUAUUCGUACUUGGAUAGCGCCUGCAAGGAUUGACAUUCACAAUAUCAGUAACCCUCACAGUUUCGUUUUGGAGGAUAACUCGAAAGGGGAUGUUGUACUAAGGUACAAAAAUUGGUCGAGGGACAAGGAGUGGAAACCAAGCCGGAAUCCUGAUGACUGCAUCACAAUUUUGCAGGUGUGAUUGUGUUAAGAAUUAAGAAAUUCGUUUUAAAAUCAUUUUUUUUUCAAAAUGGCCAAUCAAUAGGUUUAUUUGAGUCACGCGUACACCUCCGUAACCCCAAUACAAAUCAAAUUGGCUUAAGAGUUAUUAAACAAUAGUAUCAACAAGCCUGGGACCAGGCUGAAAUUAUUCGCGUCGAAACUGUAUGGGCUUUUCAUAUUCGAUUAGUAUGUACUAAUAGCGAAGACUUAUUAUAAUUUAAAUUAAACACGAAUGGCAGAGACAACUUUAGCAGGAAGUGAGGUUUGACAAGUUCAGUUCCUGUAGUGAUCCGGUUCUGCUCUCUUGACCUUCUAAUAACCGCUUCAUAUGUAUAAAAAAUAAAUUAGGUGAAUAAAAUGUUUUGACAUUCUGAUCAGUGAUAAAAAUUUCAAUAAUGGGAAAUAUUGCAGGAUGACUUGCCAGCGCAUGUUCCCGACAUUAUCGCACCUUCUUCAGACAAAAUCAAUCUAGAAAAGUUGAGAUCAGACAUACCGAAGUACUUCAGUUCAAGGGUGUUUACGGAAAAGAAAUGGUGGAAAGACUUUCUCGCCGACAAAGAGGGCCUGUUUUCUGCCACUGAGAAGCCUCAUGUCUGGUUGUUAGAUGAAGUUGAAGCAAUCAAACGACGCCAGACCGCGGUUAGAGAGGAAGAGCCACAAGAGCAACAGGGUUUGGAUGACGAAAGAAGUACAGUUGCUGAUUUACCUCAAAGACCCUCAGCUGCUCCUAAAGAUCUUGAAGAUAUGGUGGUGGGGCAGCUCACUGAAGUACCGCAGGUAUACAAAAAUAUGAUAGUGUUUUCCGUGGAUGGUGAUUUCCCUCGGCCGAUUACAGUCAACUCUUGCCUUGCGGACACCCCGCUAUAACGGACACCUCGAUAAUACGGACAACAGAUAAAUUCCGGGCAAAAAUAAAUUACAGACAUUUGACUGAAAUAAACUCCCGCUAAUACGGACUCUCGCUACAGCGGACACUAACUUAAGGUCCCUACAGUGUCCGCUAUAAAGGGAGUUGACUGUAUCUCCGGGUUUUAAAGAACAACCGACCUUUUCCUGUUAUAUCGAAAAUGGUAGUUCCAAAAUUUAUAGACCUACUGCAGUAGUUAGACUUGCAAUUUUAAUAAUGUCGUAUGAUUUCUAUCCAAAACUCUAAAAUGAUAGAAUUGUCUGAUUUUUGUAGAUGUACACUGGGCGUUACCAAAGUCGAGCCCAGUUAUUGUCACGUGUCGCUGAAGUAGACAAUGACAACCUAGAGGAAUCUCUUCAAACGGGUGUUUACGUUGCUGUGAGCAUCGAAAACUACUCAAAAGCUCCAGUGAUUGGAAAAGUACUCGAAAUCCACGACGAUAAAUUCAAGAUUCAGUACUAG